AUGACUGCAAAGUAUUUGGAUUCAUAUGAAGCAGAUAGGAUUUUUACUAUGGAAAACUUGAUCAAUGGAUCUCCAAUUUGGAAAUUUAUUUGGGAAAGCAAAAAUAUCAUAACAGAGCAUUUAACUUGGAAAAUUGGCAAUGGUGGAAAGGCAAAAUUUUGGAGAGAUUCUUGGAAUGGAGACAUUUCCUUAGCUGAGGAAAUGGAUGAUCCGGUUUGGAUUAAUAAAGUGGAAGCACUGGUUGGUCCUUUUGUGGAUGAUUACAUUUUGAAAGGGCAGAAGGAGGCUGAGUGGAUUGAGUGGAAAAUUAUGGGAGAAUGGAAAAUGGAAAACUGUAUUAAAUUGAAGGAUAUCUUGAGCAGAAAGAAAAAAAUUAUCUACCAAAAAGAAGUAGAUUGUUUAUUAUGUCGUGCAUCCAAAUUUGGAAAAUAUAAGGUUAACUUGGGAUAUGAGAUUCUUAGAAGCAGAGCACAGAAUGUGGAUUGGACUUCAGCAUUGUGUUGGCACAAAAUGGUACUGCCCAAGGCAAGGGUAUUCCUUUGGACAUCAUUGCAUGGUCGUAUACUAAUAGGGGAAAGGUUGAAACUAAUUGGAAUUGCAAGUCCAAGUGUAUGUAUACUAUGUAAGGAGAAUGAAGAGACUACAGAUCAUCUCUUAUUCUGGUGUUCAUACACUAAAAGAGUUUGGGAUUGGCUAUUGGAUAAAUUGCAGUAUGGUUCGGUGAGAAGUCAAUCACUAAAAGGUUUUUUAUUGGCAUGGCCUACCUGCUAUAAGAAAUCAAAAUGGAGCACUUUGUGGGUGGUUAGUCCAGCCAUGCUUGCAUGGCAUAUUUGGAAGGAGAGAAAUCAAAGGGUGUUAAAUGAGGAAGCUCUAUCUUUUGAGAUCCUAAUCCCAAAAAUCAAAGUAGCCAUUGAAGAAGUUAUAAACGUCAAAGUAGUGGGAAGGAAGUAUUGCACUUAUUCUUCCUGGGACAAAGAAAUGGAAAGGAUGUGGAAUUUGACGAAGAACAGUGGUUACAAGUUUGUCGACAAGAAGUAG
This is a messenger RNA of Cryptomeria japonica (Japanese cedar), 1038 nucleotides long. RefSeq lists its product as uncharacterized. The record is from RefSeq and is a predicted model, not a curated record. The transcript has a single exon. The coding region runs from base 1 to 1038 and encodes 345 amino acids. Lineage: Eukaryota; Viridiplantae; Streptophyta; Pinopsida; Cupressales; Cupressaceae.